Messenger RNA from Bombus pascuorum, 4075 nucleotides. RefSeq names its product B-box type zinc finger protein ncl-1. Gene Ontology annotation, molecular function: ubiquitin-protein transferase activity; zinc ion binding; protein binding. The coding region runs from base 988 to 3819 and encodes 943 amino acids. The record is from RefSeq and is a predicted model, not a curated record. The transcript has 10 exons. Gene Ontology annotation, biological process: positive regulation of DNA-templated transcription. NCBI's taxonomy places the organism in Eukaryota, Metazoa, Arthropoda, Insecta, Hymenoptera, Apidae. Gene Ontology annotation, cellular component: nucleoplasm; chromatin.
UUGGGUCAAUAAGGACAUUCAAAGUUUACAACGUCUCUAAUUUUUGACAUAGUCGCAUGAUGUCGCCCGGUUUGCUGCAUCGACGAAACUUGGGGAAGUUUCUAAGUCCCGCGUUACGGGUCUAUAAGUGCACUCAUCGUUAUAUUAAUUGUUUGUAGGGCUCCUGCAUUGGGGUCAACUCUUCUUGGUUCGAAUGAUUUAUUCCUCCGCUCUGCAUAUGAAAAAAUCAGAAAUAUUCGCGGUUUGAGGCGUCGGAUAACAAUUGAAAUUGAAACAAUCGCCGUUUCGCUAUCGUAAACGACUCAAAGGGGAUUCGUGGAUGAUCGAUAAAAAUGUUUCUUAGUACAUUCGAUACGCAAGUCAAAACGUUGAUCCUGUUCAAAACGAAUAUUUAAUACGAAUUCAGUUGAGAGAGGGAAGGGAAACGAAUUAACCGCGUGUGUGUGUGUGACUACAGAAGUAAAACUUGGAGAGGAAUUUUUUUUAUCUCGAUAGACACGAGGAAACGAGAAAGAGAGAGAGAUAGAAGGAAAAUAAAAAAAGACGAAAACGAAAUAUGUCAGAGCUUGAAAUGCUGCAUGACGAAAAUUCGUUCGUCGUAACGAGCGUCCUGCGUUGAUUUGAUUUUUUCUCUUUCUCUUUUUUCCGUUCAUUAGUGUGCGCCACAAGCAUUAUUUUUAUACACACGAUAGUAGAAAUCCCCGUUGGUGGUGGCCAACCGUGACUAGCAGUGUUUUGUUUCGUUGAUUAAACGAUCGAUGCUACGAUGUCUUGGCCCUCGUGUUUCACGAUCUGAAAAAGGGGUUUGUGGCUUUUCUUUUUUUUAUUCUCGUAAUUAUUCGUCUCGUUCAUUGGAACGAUAUGUUUAGUUAAAUAACAUUAAACGUUAGAUCUCACGGUUACCCCGGCAAGACCGUCUGUAAGAAAUUAAAAAACUAUCCACAAAGGAGAAGAUAUUCGCAGACAAACAAGAAGUGAUUUACAAAAAUGGCAUCGUCUAUGGUGGCUGUUCCUUCUGGAACAGCUUCGGUUCCAGCUGGAACUGGUAUCGCUCAAAACGAAGAUGUGGAGAACGGGAAUGUGUUUACUGAACGAAACAUAAACACUGUUACCAGCUGCAGCGAGACCUCCAAUCCUGGUGAUGCCUUGGAAGAAAUAAACUGUGGCUCAGGCGAAUCAGGUGAUCAGGAAUGUGCUAUUUGCAUGAGCAAACUUUGUUCUCCACGAGUGCUCUCUUGUCUUCAUGUGUUUUGCGAGGCUUGCCUGGAUAAGCUUCUGAUGGACGAGGCAGGUGACUCUAAAGUUAGUUCUGUCCUAAUCUGCCCGCUCUGUCAACAAGAAACUUCCAUUAGUUCUAAGGGUGCUGCGUCACUGACAUGCGAUUAUGUUCUAACGAAUAUACUUGACAUGUCCGCGAUUGAGAACAUGGCUGUACUCUGUACCUCGUGUAAAGCCAAAGAGAGUGCGGUUGCACGUUGCUCGGACUGUGCCAACUUCUUAUGUCCAAAUUGCAACACCGCACACCAGUUCAUGCGUUGUUUUGAAAGUCACAAGGUCAUGGCCUUUGAAGAUUUAAAGCAAUCCAACGAAGCUAUACCAAUACACAAACCUAUUUUUUGCGAAUAUCAUCCUGCUGAAAAUAUGAAAUUUUACUGCUACACUUGCCAGGAACCUAUAUGCAACGAGUGUUUGCUUAUUGAACACAAAGCUCCAGAGCAUCAGUAUGAAAGACUGGUGGAUGCAGAACCACGCCAGAAAGAAGAAUUAAUAAAAUUGAUGAAUGAGAGUAAAGCAAGAAUUGCAGACUGUGACCAAGUAUCUGCACAACUAGAAAAUGCACUUAGUGAAUUACAAGCACAACAUGAUCAAGCUAAAGAUCUAAUUGUAGAGACAUUUCAAAGUUACAAGGCUGUUUUAGAGAAAUGUCGAGACAAUGCCCUGGUUGAGCUUGAAAAAUUACAUUCAGAUAGGGAAUUAGAAAUAAUGGACACGUUUCAUAGCGUUGAAAAGACAGUGGAGAAGAUAGAAGAUGCUUGUCGUUUUACCUCCAGACUUCUUGAGCAUGGUGAUGCUGUGGAGAUCCUUGCUCUUCGUCGUAUUGUAGGAACACAGUUAAUGAAUUUAAUAAAAAACACACCAAAGCCAAAUGUUACAUUUUCUAUUCAAUUUCAAACUGACUACAACCAGUUUGAAAAAGCACUGAAGGAAGUCUUUGGUAAAUUUCAUACGGAAAGCACACCAGUAACAAAAUCCACUCCAGAACCAAUUACAACUAUGUCAGGAGUUUCUGCGAACCAACAAGUUGUUCAUACUUCAAUGGGCUGUCCUCGUUCUAUUAGUACAAGGUCUCCCAUUUCCCUUCCUACAUCAAUGCAAUCCUCCUUCGAAGGUGACCCUUCAUUUGUUAUACCUCCAACAUCCAGCCCUCAAAAUAUACCACCUCCACCACCUUCUGUAUCUCUUCCUCCAGGUCCUAUUCAUGGACUUACAAGUAUUCAAGAAUACAAUCUACAGCAGUUAGCUAGUCUGGCGGAAAAAGUCGAAAUGGUUGGAGACACGAACGUAGUUGGGCCAAGUUCGAAUCCUAGUCCAACGCCGUCUUUCACUUUAGCAGAUUUAUUUGCCGGCGAUCUGAGUUCUACCAGCCAUGCAAUUAAUAAUUUGCAAGCUCUUGCAAAAUUAGGAAACACUCUUGGUAAUCAAGAUCUUGGCAAUCCUACUAUUAAUGGUGGCAGUGGUCUAGUACUAGGGAGAGGUCCUUCACCAGCCAUUGUGGACACACCAAACUUGAGUCUAGCUGCUAACAGUCUUUUAAAUGGAGGAUUUCAAUCAUUAUCUUCAUCCACUUCCACCAUACUUUCACAGGGUGCUGAUGAUUUAAGAGGAGAUUCCAUGCAUAACAUGCCUGUAGUAGUGGGAAAUACAGUUGGCAAUGUAACUGGUUCCGGUUCUGGAAAUUAUACUCAUCCGCGUUCGAAUAACACGAAAUUAACUCCUAUGCAAAUUAGGUGUAAAUUUGGACAGUUAGGUCCCAGUAAAGGUCAAUUCAGCUCACCUCACGGAUUUUGUUUAAGUGCUGAUGAAGAUAUUAUUGUUGCCGACACGAAUAAUCACAGAAUUCAGAUAUUUGAUAAGACUGGCAUAUUCAAAUUCCAAUUUGGUGUUCCUGGUAAGGAGGAGGGGCAAUUAUGGUACCCUAGAAAGAUCGCCGUGAUGAAGAACAGUGGAAAAUUUGUUGUUUGUGAUCGAGGGAACGAACGAUCGAGGAUGCAGAUAUUUACAAAAAGUGGUCAUUUUAUCAAGAAAAUAGCAAUUCGUUACAUCGAUAUUGUAGCUGGCCUAGCUGUGACUAGUGAAGGCCACAUUUUGGCUGUUGAUAGCGUAUCACCGACAGUGUUUGUAAUCAGCGAUACUGGAGAGCUGUUAAACUGGUUCGAUUGCAGUGAAUAUAUGAGAGAACCAAGUGAUAUUGCAAUUAGUGGUAAAGAAUAUUUUGUUUGUGAUUUUAAGGGACAUUGUGUUGUGGUAUUUAACGAGGAGGGAAAUUUUUUGCGUCGUAUUGGCUGUGACAAUGUAACAAACUUCCCAAAUGGGAUCGAUAUUAGCGAUGCAGGAGAUAUAUUAAUAGGAGACUCGCAUGGUAACCGUUUUCACGUGGCUGUUUUUUCAAGAGAUGGUUCCUUGAUUUCCGAAUUUGAAUGUCCAUACGUCAAGGUCUCUCGAUGUUGUGGCUUGAAAAUAACCUCAGAAGGAUAUAUUGUAACUCUGGCUAAAAAUAAUCACCACGUCCUCGUGUUGAACACUCUUUACAUAUCAUGAAGCGAAGAGGCAGACCAAAUAAGUAUGUCGUAACUUUCUUCAGCGAGUGGAAUUAUCUUGGUGAAUGUCGCUCUACUCUCAACGAAGAACAAAUCGAUUAAUACGAAGAAACAAACGAAAGAAAGAAGAAAAAUAUCCAAUAUGCCCGUGACAUUGAGUUUUUUGAGAUUUGGGCCUAUCCAAGCAAUAGAAUUACAAACGAGUGCAGCAUGCAGCUUUAAUAGUCUGUAUAAAAGAAAAAAAAAUGGAAAAACAA